AUGGAUCGCGACAGCAGAAUCAUCACCCCCCGUGAGGUGGAGGGCAUGAUCGCAGAUGGACGCACAAUCGUCAUUCUUGAUGAGAUGGUUCUUCGCCUCGACGGAUGGAUGGGCAAGCAUCCCGGUGGACAGUUGGCUAUCCUGCACAUGGUUGGAAGAGAUGCGACCGACGAGAUCAAAGUGUACCAUUCGGCUGCCACACUCAACACCAUGAAGGCCUUUCGGAUCGGCCGGAAACCUGCGGGUCCCUGGAUCAACAUGACACCACCAAUUAGGGGCGGCGUCUACACCAAGCAAGAAACCACAACACCGGCAACUGCAUCCAACGCCAGCACUCCCGCUGGUACUACUGCAGAUGAUACCACGGACGCUGCCGUCGACUGCCCCUCGUCCGAUCUCGAUGAGGACGACUCCGCCGACGACGCCGUCUCCGAUGUAUCUGGCGGGAGCUCCCGCACGUCCCUGACUUCCGAAUGCAGCAGUGCAGAGGUCGAGGCCAAGCCCGAGCCUCAGACUGAGACGGGCAUUAGACGUCGUCUUGCUGCACCUGCAGACCCAACCGACGAUGCCCUCGCCGCUGGCCCCGGUCUGUCGGGCCGGAGCCGCAUGACCGCUGACCAGUACACCGAGUGGUCUAUCCAACAGAACAUCAAUAAGGAUCUCGACGAGUACCCUUCUCUCGACCCUGCCGUCCAGCGCGACAUCCAGGACAAGUACCGCCUGCUCCAUGAGCGUAUCAAGGAUGCUGGUCUCUAUGACUGCCCUUACUUGGACUAUGGCAAGGAGAUGUGCAGAUACUCGACUCUCUUCGCCCUCUUCCUCACCGCUCUGCACUAUGAGUGGUACAUGACCUCGGCCUGCUUCUUGGGUCUCUUCUGGCAUCAGAUCAUGUUCUCUGCCCACGACGCUGGACACGGUGCCAUCACCCACAACUUCACCUUUGACACCCUCAUUGGCCUCUUUGUUGCCGACUUCUGCUGCGGCCUUUCCAUGGGAUGGUGGAAGAGCAGUCACAAUGUCCACCAUCUCAUUACCAACCAACCUGAGCACGAUCCCGAUAUCCAGAACGUCCCUCUCUUCGCCACCUGCCCCUCUUUCUUCAAGUCCAUCAAGUCGACUUACUACGACGGCUUCGUCUUCGUAUGGGAUGCCGCCGCCGAUGUUCUCGCCAAGUACCAGGCGUACACCUACUACCCCGUCAUGGGCAUCGCUCGCUUCAACCUCUACCUUCUCUCCUGGCUUCACGUCCUGUCCCGCAGAUCUUCCUCCCUGGGAGCCUCCAAGGCAUGGUGGAUUCGCCCGACUGAGAUCGCCUUCAUGGCCUGCUUCUGGUACAUCUUUGGCUGGCGUCUGAUCCUCAACACUCUUCCCACCUGGCCCAUCCGCGUCGCCUUCGUUUUGGUUUCUCACAUUAUCACCAUGCCUCUGCACGUUCAGAUUACUCUGUCUCACUGGGGCAUGUCCACCUCGGACCUUGGCGAGUCCGAGUCCUUUGCCCAGCGCCAGCUCCGCACCACCAUGGACGUCGACUGCCCCGCCUGGUUGGACUUCAUCCACGGCGGUCUUCAGUUCCAGGCCGUGCACCACCUCUUCCCGCGCGUCCCGCGGCACAAUCUCCGCAAGGCGCAGGUGUUUGUGAAGGAGUUCUGCAAGGAUACCGGUAUCCCUUACUCUAUUUUGGGUUUCGUUGAUGGCAACAAGAAGGUUAUUGGAAGACUUGAGGAGGUUAGCGAUCAGCUUCGUACACUGCUCAACUGCCAAAAGUUUAUGGCGGAGACGGGCGAAAGCGCCCUGCAUUAG
Molecule: messenger RNA, 1800 nt
Organism: Colletotrichum fioriniae
Lineage: Eukaryota; Fungi; Ascomycota; Sordariomycetes; Glomerellales; Glomerellaceae
Biological process (GO): lipid metabolic process
Cellular component (GO): membrane
Molecular function (GO): oxidoreductase activity, acting on paired donors, with oxidation of a pair of donors resulting in the reduction of molecular oxygen to two molecules of water
Source: RefSeq, a predicted model, not a curated record